UAUUAAAUAUAAAGCACAUGGGAUCUCAAAAUUAUUUCAAGUAAAAUUCUCAUUGAAAUUUAAGGGUAGAGUCGUGUACAAACUCAGGAAAACUAAUCAUCUUUAAGAGAAACCUCGAAAUUACACAGAAUAAUGAGUUUGUAAAAUCAAGCAUCUUCCCAUUUGUUUUCUAACACCCCACUAUGACUGAUUACUAGAUCCCUUUCCAAAAGUACAUAUUUUAUUUGUAUGGGAGAAGUAAGGAAGAAAAGUUUGCCUCCCAGGCUUAGUGAAUAUUUUGGACGAAAUGGGAACUCUAGCAUCAUCCAUCAGCAGUGGCGAAAAAAAAGAAGACAAAUGUGGCACCCAAACGAAAGGCGAUUCCAAGAUGAAUAAUCAGACUCUAAGAACUAAAACUAUAGUAUGUGAAGAGGUAUUCCAUGAAAAUAGUGUUCCUUCUGAAGGAGAAGUGCUUGAUUAUGCCAAAAAAAUUGGUAUAGAUCCAGAACGUGAGCCUCACCUGUUGCCAAUUGCUCUCAAUGGUCUAAUGCAACCAUUGCCACAGGGCUGGAGACCAUGUUUUGAUGGUACACUCAAGCGGUGGUAUUAUUACAAUGACAUCACAAAGUCCAGUCAGUGGGAACAUCCUCUGGAUGACGUUUACAGGAAUUUAGUCAAGCGUGGCCGCAGUGAGGGCUACUGCUUGAUGGCUAAUGAUGAAGUGAAAAUACCAAAAGAAGAUAUAAAGAGUUUCGAGGACAUUUCUGAACAUUCAUCUGGGAAGGAAAAUAAGCUUGAUAAUUCUGUUAUGGAUUUAAAUGGAACAGACAAAGUGAAGGAUUCUUAUCCAAGAACUCAUCAACCCUUAUUAUUAAGGAGAAAACAAUUACAACUUAAUGUCAAUUCCCAGCAGUUUCCAUCUCUUCAUGUUGCUAAACUUAUUAGCAAAACUAGAAAAGAUGAUAUAGAAGAGAGAGGAGAAAGCAAAGUUUGUAGAAUGGCAAUAUGUAAGCUAGAGAACAGUCCUCCUCAUUAUGCUAGUCUUCUGUCAAAAGAAAACAACAAAACAUUCCAGCCACACCGAAGAGUAAAGACUCCAGUGCACACUCUUGCACCUCAAAAUCUAAGUGACACACAAAUCAAAGGGGCCAUUUUUUCCUCUGGCCCAAAAAAGUUAACACGUUCAAGCCCUAUUCAAGAUAUGAGCAAUCCAAGUGACUCUCCAAAAAAGAAACUGGUUAAAUUUACUGAUUUGGGACGUAAAUCUGAAGGCACUAAAUAUAAACUUUCAGAUAAUGAAAGUAGUUUGUCGGAGGAGGAAUUCGCCUUUGAAGAGAAGAAAGAAAAUUCCAACUAUCACGCUGAAAAAUUGAUAGAAAACAGUGGGGUUAAAAUGAUCAAAAAGUCAAUCAUACCAGAUGGUGGAAACAAGUUUGGCUCGGCAAAAAAUACAGUUACAAAACAUGGGGUGAACUGUAUGUUGGAUGAGGAAAGCGAAGGCAAAAUUGAGGAUGUAAGAAAGCAAAGAUUAUCAAAAAUGAGUCCAUCUGUCCAUUCCCCUCUGAAAAACAGCAUCAAAGAAGAGACGACAAAAGGGGAUUUGUCAGCUAGCGAUACCAACAUGAUGAACAUUUCAACAAGUUUAAGUAGCAACAGUACAAGUAAAAAACAGCUGGAUCCUGAAAUUGCUGACUUACGUGAUGCAAUAAAAAAUAUGGUCAACUUUGACAAUACAAAGUUAGACUUGGCAAGCUAUGUUAAAAAUAAGUCAAGCACAAAAUUAGCAAUGUUUGAAGAGAAACUUGCAAAGGAAAUUCAAGAAAAAUUGACUCAAUUAAAGAUGCAACAGAUUGAAAGAAUGAAUAAAUUCAAGUAUGAACUUGAAAAACAAGAAGAAUCAGAAAAAGGGAAACUCCAAAAAGAAAUAGAUAAUAAUCUAGAAAAUCUUAAGAUAAGUUUGAACAUAGAGAGAGAACUCAAAGAAAAGGAAAUAAGAAAUGAACACGAAAAAGCAAUGGGGGAGCUCAUAGGGAGGCUUGAGGCUGAAAAGGCCAAUCACAUAGCUUCAAAAAUGAUUGAAUACAAAGCAGAAGAAGAUCAACAGAUUACAGACAUUAAAAAUAGAGGGCUGUUGCGAAUAGAGGAAGUAAAAACAUUCUUUGAAACUCAGGCUAAAGAAAUGGAAGAAAAAUAUCAAAGCGAAGUGAAAAAACUAGAUAGUGAAUUCACUGAUAAGCUUAAUAAUUUAAAAAUUGCCAAAGAAGGUGAACUGAAGGAGGCUGAAGCUGAGUGGCAAGAGAAAAUCAAAGCAAAUUCCAUACAGCAUGAACUACUUUUUGAGUCUACUACUGCUGAGCACAAGAAAAAUAUGGAUGCUCUUCAAGAAAAAUUCCAAAAAGAGGAACAAGCAUUAAAACAAAGCAAUGCUGAGCAUAAUAACGCUCAGGGACAAAGCAAAAAAGAACCAAAUACCUUGAUUUUAACUAUGGAGUUUGAAAAGGUGAAAUGUGAAAAACGCAUAAUUGAAGACAAGUUUAAAAUGUUGAAGGAGAAAUAUUUGCACUUAAAAAAAGAAAUUGAAAAUGCUGUAGAAAGAAAACUAAAAAACAAGUCUAGGAAAAAGAAAGAAGAACAAAACCUUGGAAAGGAAUUGAAGGCAUAUCAAGAGGAGAAAGAAAAAAGAAAUGAUGAGAAAGAGAACAAUGAUGAAAACCAACUGAGUUUGCCCAAGACACCCACAAAACCAGGUACUCAAAACGAGCCAUCCUCAGAUGACCAGUACACUUCUCUUUCCCUUACACUUCCAAACAUUGAGCACAUCAGCCAUAGUACAAAGAUGAACAAAGUUGAAAGGAAGAAGGUAAAAUUAUUGGAGAAAAAAAAGCUAAGUCGUGGAAAACUACGGUUGGAACAUAGCCGAAAUCGGCCAAGCAGCAUCCUAUGUAAGAUGUCGCACCAAGAGGAAAAGGCACCUGCAAAUUCACAAGGAGAUACAUAUAUUCAUUACACUUUUCAAGGGCAAGGUUGUAGUACUAAAACUGAGAAUGAUUCCUACAUUCAGAAAAUUAUUCAAGAACAAGAGGCAGUUCGCAAUGCUCGAGAAUAUCUACUGCAACAAAAACGUGAAAUUGAUGCGAGGUAUAACAUAAUAAGGAAUAACACUUCAACAAUGCAGGAACUCCAGCAGCAAGACAGAGAUUUAACGGAAAUGGAAGCGUCUCUUUAUAGGACUAAAGCCCUUUUAGGGGAGAAGAUGGUCCAUCUCAGACUCCUUGGACAAACCUUUACCAGAAUAAUCCAAGAUACACCCAACAGCCUUGUUAAAGCUAACAUUCAGAUGGAUAACUCAUUAAUUACCACAAUAAAUACUCUCCCUGCGGUGGCUGAUCUUGUAGGAACUGAUAAGCCGUAUGUCAAUUUUUCCAUAACUAAACCUGAACAACCAAUCCAACGGAUUGCUCCCAGAUCAGAAAUUGAAAGUAAACUUAAAGACAUGCAGAAUUGGCUUGAAAAAACUGCUCCUAAAUGACAUUAAAAUGGUUUAUGACAUACAA
Messenger RNA from Cimex lectularius (bed bug), 3533 nucleotides. Its product is annotated as centrosomal protein of 164 kDa-like. Lineage: Eukaryota; Metazoa; Arthropoda; Insecta; Hemiptera; Cimicidae. The transcript has 18 exons. Bases 287 to 3508 code for a protein of 1073 amino acids. Gene Ontology annotation, molecular function: protein binding. The record is from RefSeq and is a predicted model, not a curated record.